UUGUUGCAGUUUAUAUGCAAACCGGUUGAAUAGCCCUCCAUUGAGCAUUACAGUUUUAAAAUUUUAUAAGAUUCUAUUUAUGUGUCAGUAAUACUCUAAUUUUAAUAUCUGCAAGCCUUCUAAAAUCCUAUUUAAGGCUAACCAAGUGUAGACAUUAUUUCAACACUAUUGCUUGUUUCCUAGAACUUUCUCACCUUUUCAGCAAUUUAACUACCUUGACUGAUAAGGAACAUUUGGAAACCUGGUUUUCAAACAAACAAACAAAAAAAAACCUUGUCAACUAUUUUGUAAGAUUUCAAUGCCUUGAAAAAGUUCUGUCUCUGUAUGGAUUUCUUUCAUUAUCAUCAUGUAUUUUGAAUAUAUAUGAUAGAAAUGUUUAUUAAUAGAAUGAAAAACAGUCUGCAUGCCAAGAAAGAGAAUCUCUGCAAAAAAUGAUGUGCUGUUUUAUUCCCUUGCAUCACAGACUUGAACAUGAAGAACACUUCCACUGUUACAAAAUUCAUCUUGAUAGGUUUUUCAAGUUCCCUUGAAAACGAAAUGCUCAUCUUUUGGACUUUCUUUGUCAUUUAUGGAUUGGCUAUGGUAGGAAACUUCCUAAUCAUCCUAGCCAUCAGUGUCUGCAGGAAACUUCACACGCCCAUGUACUUUUUGUUAAUCAAUUUGUCUAUUAUAAAUGUAUGUUCAAUUUCUAUAAUAGUUCCCAAAUUAUUGCAAAUUCUUAUAACCCAGAGAAAAACUAUUGUGUUUCCUGGCUGCAUUGCACAGGUAUUUCUCUUCACUUUGACUUUAGGAACAGAGCUCCUGCUUCUUGCAUUCAUGGCUUUUGAUCGCUAUGCUGCUAUCUGCCAACCUCUGCAGUAUACAGUAAUCAUGAGGAAAGAGGUUUGCUUUGGGACAAUGAUUGGACUUUGGCUGAUAGGUAUAAUAAAUUCCUCAGUUCAGACAGGACUUGUACUACAGCUUUCCUUCUGUGAUUCGAACAUCAUCAAUCAUUUCUUCUGUUAUCUACCACCAAUGUUCAAGAUCUCUUGUUCAGACACAAGCCUGAAUGAAAUCAUGGUUUUUGCAGCUUCCAUUUUCAUUGCCAUAGGCAGCUGUACCCUGACCUUCUUAUCUUAUUGGUUUAUACUGAGGAGCAUCUUCAGAAUCCGUUCCACAGAAGGAAAGAAGAAGGCCUUCUCCACAUGCUCUUCCCAUCUCUUGGUUGUCAGCUUUUACUAUUCCACCAUUAUCUAUACAUUCCUCCGUCCUGCUUCAAUGUACUCUUUAGAGGAAGACAAGGUGAUUGCUAUUAUUUAUUCUGUGGUCACUCCAGUCCUCAAUCCUCUUAUAUACUCUCUGCGAAAUUCUGAUGUUAAGCAAGCUCUCAGAAAAUUAUUUGCCAGAAAAUUCUUCCAGCAAGAUCUGUUUUAAUGAAUUAUUUUCAAGUCUCUUCAUGUGAGUGACAAAAAAUGUGCAGAUAAUUUGGUAACAUGCAUACUCACCAUAUAUAUUCUGAGGAAGGUGAAGGUUUUUGUUUUCUUUUCUCUUUAUUUAUAUUACUUAUUGAUAUUAUUGUGAAGUACAAAAUAAAAAAGUCUACAUUAAAUUGCAAUUAUAUAUUAAAGGAAGCAGACUCAUCCAUUUUAUAUGCUUAAAUAAAUCCAAGAUGUGAAAGGAAUAAAGGGGGAUUUAUGUUGGCACAGUGGUCAGAAUGCAAUAUUGC
This is a messenger RNA of Crotalus tigris (Tiger rattlesnake), 1705 nucleotides long. RefSeq names its product olfactory receptor 13G1-like. Gene Ontology annotation, biological process: G protein-coupled receptor signaling pathway. The transcript has a single exon. NCBI's taxonomy places the organism in Eukaryota, Metazoa, Chordata, Lepidosauria, Squamata, Viperidae. Gene Ontology annotation, molecular function: G protein-coupled receptor activity; olfactory receptor activity. The record is from RefSeq and is a predicted model, not a curated record. Bases 472 to 1413 code for a protein of 313 amino acids. Gene Ontology annotation, cellular component: membrane.